AUGGACACGCUCGCUAUCUAUCAAAACCAUCGGACAUUGCUCCUGGUCGUCGUACUGCCUCUGAUCGCUAUCGUUGCUGUCUUUCUUCGACGAGAUCGGAGGCUGGACAAUGUUCCAGGACCAAAACUUAACCCACUGAUCGGACUCGGUUUCAAGCUCCCGCCAAACGCGACUACACUCUUCCGGGAGUGGGCGGAUGAGUAUGGCGAGAUCUUCAAAGUUCGACUGGGCUGGUAAGUCAUAUCUAGACGGCAGUCGUGGAGUUGUCUUGAGGUUGGUGCUUUGGUGCUCGCCGGAGCACUCGUUUCUGCAAUGGAGCCGGACCACAUCAUCUCUGAAGUCCUUCCACUAGCAAAAGACAGACACUGACUUCUCGCCUUCGCUCUACAGGUACAACUGGGUAGUAAUCAACUCGCCCGAGGCGGUACGAGAGCUGCUGGAGAAGCAAGCAGUGGCCACCUCUUCAAAGGCUCCCUCACCACUCGGUCACGAUGUCGUGACUGGCGGCAUGCGUAUGCCAACGAUGGAAUAUGGACCUCGCUGGAAAGCACAAAGAAGCGUGGUGCGGCAGAUUACUUCCGUCCCAAUGACGAACACAUUUGUUCCGAGCCAAGAAUUCGAGAUGAAGCAGCUGCUGCAUGAUCUGGCGACCGACAACGAAAACAUGAAGAGCUUUUACAUGCACAUGCGCCGAUUCGCAUUCAGCAUUAUCCUGACCAACACCUUCGGCACACGAGUCAAGCAUAUCGAUCAUCCGGACGUCCACAAUGCCAUGCGAAGUCAGGCAAUCCUUCGCAAGACGCUCCCUCCCUAUUUCAUCGUGGACGAGCUACCGCCGCUCCAGAAACUCCCAGAAUGGCUCCAACCUGGUCGCAAGGAAGCAGAAGAAUGUGCGAAAGAAGUACUCAAAAUCAAAAUGAACCUAUGGCGCCGACUGGAGCGGCAACACGAAGCUGGGAAGGCUCCCGCUUGCUACGGUCGUGAGAUCCUAGAGAGCAAAGACCACUGGUAUAAGCAAGGCUUGACAGACGUCGACCUCGCAUGGGUCGCUGGUGGAUUGGUGGAAGCCGGCUUCGAGACUAGUGCUGCUACCUUGAACAGUCUGAUCCUGCAUCUCGCAGCCUACCCUCGCGUACAGGCUGCUGCCCAAAAAGAGCUAAUGAGAGUUGUUGGGCCGGAUAGGUGCCCUAUGUUUGAAGAUAUCCAGAAUCUUCCAUACGUUCGCGCAUGCGUAAAGGAGAUGCUGCGCAUGAAUCCCAUCCUGCAACCUGGAAUACGCCACUAUACAGAUCAAGACGUCGUCUACAAGGUACGUUACCAAGGCGGAGAAACGAGUCACACAGCCUCUCCAGUCUGAAAACUCUCACGCGCCUAUCGUCUGCGUAUCUCGCGAGACUGGUGUAAAACAUAGACUAAUCUGUCGUCCUUCGGUGCAGAAUCAUGUAAUCCCCAAAGGGACAGUCUUGCUGGCCAACACGGCUUUCCUGCACUACGAUCCAAGUCGAUUCGAGAAUCCUUACGAGUUCAUGCCAGAACGCUACCUGAAUCACGACAAAUACUCCAGCGAAUACGCAGCUAUGGGUGAUCCCUACAAGCGAGAUCACUUCACAUUUAAUAUCGGCCGGAGAACCUGCCCCGGCGCUCGAGUAGCCGAGAACAGUCUCGACAUUGCUUUGGCGGGCAUCCUCUGGGCGUUUGAGAUCAAGCCGCCAAAAGAUGAUGACAAGAUCGAUCUGUCUCCUUCUGCUUAUCCUAAUCCGGGUUUCACAACGCCUGGGCCAUUCUCGGUGCGAUUCAUUCCCUGGGACGACAAGCGGUUGAGCAUUGUGAAGGAACAAUGGGAAACGGCCCGCAAGGAGGGUUACGAACUGCGUGGCGUGCCCGUUGAUGUGGAUGGUAUGGUACAAUACUGA
This is a messenger RNA of Lecanosticta acicola, 1913 nucleotides long. Lineage: Eukaryota; Fungi; Ascomycota; Dothideomycetes; Mycosphaerellales; Mycosphaerellaceae. The record is from the annotation of a GenBank genome assembly.